Ruditapes philippinarum (Manila clam) is the source of this 2609-nucleotide messenger RNA. RefSeq lists its product as uncharacterized. The transcript is spliced from 6 exons. The record is from RefSeq and is a predicted model, not a curated record. The coding region runs from base 55 to 2076 and encodes 673 amino acids. Lineage: Eukaryota; Metazoa; Mollusca; Bivalvia; Venerida; Veneridae.
UGAGCACCGUCAUGCGAUUUGGGGUCUUAAUGACAUAAUGCGCAAACGUCAUAAAUGACGUCAAAAGUCAUACCGGAAGAAAAGUGCGAAAUUACACAUGUAAAUCUAGAAGUUUUGUUUACGAUUAUUAUCGACAGGUUACACGUAUUUUCAUGGCGUAAAAUGGCCGAAGAGCUAGAGGAACUAGAGAGCCUUUUAUCGGAGCAUUUUGGCAGAACACCAUUGACUACACCCUGUAAUACCCAGGAAGAAGUUAGCAGCGAUAGCGGUUCUGACCAAGACAUCAGGGAAAAUAAUAUAGUGGAGAGCCGGGUGCGAGACUUCCUUUACCAGGAUAGAGGCGCAAGUACUGGUGCAAAUGGUUGUUCGGAAGACAUUGAAAGGGAUGAAGAGCUUGAAUGGUCCGAUGAAGAUGAAGUCUGUGAUGACUAUGUUGAACCAGAUUCUGACCGCAAGCAGGUUACACUUUAUAAAUCUAGUAAAUGUUGUAGGUUAGCGUGUAGCGGAAAAUUCACUGAAGAUCAGAUAUAUCAGUACCUACUUAAUAUGAAAGAGAUGGAAAAAGAAACAAAGGAAAUUUACAUUAUGGGUCUGAUAAAUGAUGAAAGAUCUACAGAAAAAACACAACGUGGUAAAAAACGUCAAAGAAUGAGAAGAAAGUAUACGUUUCAUGGUACUGAAGUUUGUAAAAAGACAUUUCUACUUUGUCAUGGCAUAGGGAAGAAAACGCUAAGUAGCUUAAGUAAGCAAGUUUUUCAGGAAGGUAUUGCUCCACGUAUACAUGGAAAUACUGGCAGAAAACCCCAUAAUGCUAUAACCUUUGACGACGUUACAAGAGUUAUACAUUUUAUAAGUAACUUUGCUGAUGAAAGAGGAAUACACCAGCCUGCCGCACCAAGGGGACGAGAUGAUAUUCCGCCAAUUUAUUUACCGUCCGAUACAACAAAGGUCCAGAUGCACAAGGAUUACUGUAUUUCUUGUACUGAAGCCAUUCCACAAAUCAAGCACGUCUCGCUUUCGAUGUUCAAAACUCUCUGGUCCACGUGCAUGCCUCACAUCAGAAUAGCAACACCAAGAGAUGACGUCUGCGCUACGUGUGAGCGAAUGAGAAAGAUGAUAUCAGACGCAGUGUCAGAGGAAGAUAAGCUGGAGGCCUUAGCUAAUAUGCGACAACACAUUCUUUUAGCUCAAAGGGAGAGGGACACGUACAACACAUGUUUAAGAAGAAGUGCUGAGGAAGACGAAUACUUUCAUUUUACCUUUGAUUUUUGCCAAAACGUGAGUUUGCCACAUCACGCAAGACAAAUGGGACCGUUGUAUUUUCUAACAUUGCGAAAAGUACAGAUUUUUGGUUUCCGUAUAGACGGUAUCCCUAAGCAACUGAAUUUUUUGAUUGAUGAAAACGAGACAGUGGGAGAGGAUGGAUCCAAAACACACGGCCCUGACGCAGUUAUUUCCAUGGUUGAUUGGGCACUACAGGAACAUUGUGUCAGAGCGAGAAAGUUUUCAAUCCAUGCUGAUAAUUGUCCAGGGCAGAACAAAAAUAAGUAUGUGCUUGCUUAUUUUAUGUGGAGAGUAAUGACUGGUCAGAAUGAAGUGAUAGAAUACUUAAUGCAAAUUCCAGGACACGCCCGAUGUUUAGUAGAUUCCGGCUUCGCCCACAUCAAGCGAGUAUAUAGACGUACAGAUGUAGAGACGCUUGGACAGCUUGAAAAUGUUGUAAACAAAUCAUCAAAAACAAAUGUUGCUGUCCGUUUUCCACAAUGGGCAUGGAGAAAUUGGAAGUCAUUCUUAGAUGGAAAAUUUAAAGCAGUGAAAGGAAUAAGGAAAUAUCAGUACUUCCGGUUUACUGCAGACGAACCAGGUAUUGUUACCGUGCGGAUUUCAUCUGAAGAUCAAAGUGAGGAAAAGAUUUGUAUUUUAAAGAAUCAGUCCUCGCGUUUUGAAUUGGCUGUCAGACCAGAAACAAUACAACCAAGUGGGCUUAGUCAACGGCGGCAAACCUACCUGACCAACUCCGUACGGCCAUACGUCAGACCAGCGUAUAGAGACGAGUUUUGUGGUGUACACAUUUGAAGCAAAUGUUAAAAUAGAGAAAUAAAAAUUAUUGAUUGAUAAAACUUUAAUUUUCUUUUUGUUUCAAGAAUAUUAUUUCCGUUUGAUGUUUUAACAGACAGUUCCAUUAAAUAAACAUUUCGAAAAAUGUUACAAACUCACGUACUCAGAAAAAAUCUCUUUGGUCAUGAUAAUAAAAUCAUAUAAAAUGUACCACUGCCAUACCAUUUACUUAUUCAUUAUUUCAAGUUAAUAGGGCCUAAUAUGUUUUGCCCUCGCCAAUAAAUAGUAAAGUCAUUUGAACACACCUGAUGCAAGAAAAGCGGGAAACGAUGACGUGAUAAAUGGGAAACAUUGACGUCAAUUUAGCGACGACAAAAACAACGUCAAGAAAUUUCAACAUGACGUUGUGAAAUUAGUCGUAUUGAAAAAAAUAAUAAUCUCUUUUGCAUAUGAAUUAUAUCGCUGGAAAGCAUAUUUAAUGAGCUUUAAUUUGAUGUGAAAAUCUCAAAAUCGAUAAAAAUGUCAUUAAGACCCCAAAUCGCAUGACUGUG